AUGAGCAGCAGCAGCACCGCGCCGAGGUCUGCAGUCAAGCGAUUCGCCUGUGACCGGUGCCGCGAUCUCAAGCUUCGCUGCCCGAGGGAGCUUCCCACCGAUGAGUCUUGUGCUCGAUGCGUGCGAGCAUGCGCCGUCUGUGUUACCAGCAACACCAGGCCCCUCGGCCGACCCCGUAUCUCCCCUAUUUCCGCUGUCUCCGCCGACACCAACGGCCGAAUCAACAAGACACAUAGACAACAGGCCGCGGCCUCCAGUGUGACGCGGCAGGCCCCUUGGCAGAUUCCCAAGCAGGGUCAGCAACGCCACACCCACGUGACCCUUUCGCCCCCCGGUGGUAGCACCACACCGGGGAUGAUCAACUCACCCGCUUGGCCACGGAGCGCAGGUCCCGACGACUUCUCGGAUCUCUUCGGCUCUGGUUUGGGGCACGGCGAUUUCACGCCGGCUGACGAUGCCCAUUCCAUCUCUUCCGCCCCAGGUUGGACACAGUUCGAUGUAGCUGACCUCCUCGGGCUGCAUAUGCCAGGCGCGGCUCAGGAGCCAGAGCCAGUCACCGUGCAUCCACAGGCUUCCCCGGAGUCUUCUUGCCAGGCUUUUGAAAGCCAGAACCAGCCCCUGUCUAGCCAGGGUAUGCUUAUGGACUUUGAAAGUUUCACCCGCACAUCUCCCGGAGCAAUUCAGCCAACUUCUGGUGUGAACGGCGACAGAGCACAGACGCCUGUGUUCGGAGCUGCGGUCGACCCACGGAUCCGACUCUGCCAACUAAACGAGAGCAUCAUCCAGCAGCUUGGCCGCGUAGAGUCCUCAUCGUGGCGAAUGCCUCUGGUCCAGGGCUCGUGCACGGCCAGGAUGAACGGCACUGAUGGGAACCCCUUGGCGCAGGUUAUGCAGAGCACCUCGGAGAUGGCAGUCAUCCUCCAGCAGUUGUGUGCCUCUCCAAGAGAUCCCGGCAGCAGUCAAAACAGUCUCGAACACUCACCAACCCAGUCUGCCGCGCCCCUCCCAGUACUUGCUACGUCUAUGUCCGGAGCCAGUCUAGCGAAUCAGCAACCGGACACAUCGACCGUCCUGCUCGCGCUAUCAACCUGGCUGGGGCUGAUCCAGCUGUACAACACAUUGUUCACUCACGCUCAUGAGAGCCUCACUGAAAUACCUCGUGAUGCCAUCAUCGCAUUCCGGGGCCCUGUCGACCUGCGAGUGCCAGGAUUAUCCGGCAUACAAGGAGAUCUGUACGUGAAACUCAUGAUCCAAGUGAUUAAGCACCACCUGGAAAAAGUCGAAGUCCUUCUUGGGUUGCCUGAUGAAUUUUGCAUAUGGAGGAGGGAUGGCCCCGCCUCCCCUGGACCUAAUUGCUUGUGGAACCACCAGUUCUCUGGCUUACUUCCAACGGUUAUGAAACAAAUGGCAGACAAUGGAGGGAAGACGGCCCUGAGGUCCUUAGUGGACAAUAUCAGCGCAAUACAAGACAUUCUACAGCCUAGAUGA
Diaporthe amygdali is the source of this 1488-nucleotide messenger RNA. RefSeq lists its product as uncharacterized. The coding region runs from base 1 to 1488 and encodes 495 amino acids. The transcript has a single exon. The record is from RefSeq and is a predicted model, not a curated record. NCBI's taxonomy places the organism in Eukaryota, Fungi, Ascomycota, Sordariomycetes, Diaporthales, Diaporthaceae. Gene Ontology annotation, molecular function: DNA-binding transcription factor activity, RNA polymerase II-specific; zinc ion binding. Gene Ontology annotation, biological process: regulation of DNA-templated transcription.